This is a messenger RNA of Spirometra erinaceieuropaei, 267 nucleotides long. NCBI's taxonomy places the organism in Eukaryota, Metazoa, Platyhelminthes, Cestoda, Diphyllobothriidea, Diphyllobothriidae. The record is from the annotation of a GenBank genome assembly.
AUGAAUGGACGCGGCUUCCGACGCCCAGCCUCCUCAUCCAUCAUUACUGCCACAACUUCCGCCACCGUUCCCAUCCCCACCACCGGUGAGAACACUCGCGAUGCCCUGCAAUCCGUCCCCACCGACGCCGUCGCCGCCGCCGCCGGCACCACCACCAACCCCACCACCAUUCUACCAAGCACCAGCACAGCAGACUCGAUCCCAACCUGUCCACAUUGCGUACACACCUUCACAUCACACAUCGGCCCUGCCAAUCCAUCGUACUGA